Pocillopora verrucosa is the source of this 2282-nucleotide messenger RNA. Its product is annotated as male-specific lethal 1-like 1. Gene Ontology annotation, cellular component: MSL complex. NCBI's taxonomy places the organism in Eukaryota, Metazoa, Cnidaria, Anthozoa, Scleractinia, Pocilloporidae. Gene Ontology annotation, molecular function: chromatin binding. The record is from RefSeq and is a predicted model, not a curated record.
UAUGCUUAAUUUUGAAUAGUCUUGGAAAAUAGGACAUUUUUCAGACUUCAUACCGGAAACGACAUCUGCAACUCUCGAGAGCAUCGGCUGCCUCGCAUUCGUGUUGUUCGCCAUGUUUUUGUCACAUGGACCGCCAAAGUGCCGUAAUGGCUGUUCUUGACCCGAAUGAAACGAAACAGUUUUAGGGCCGUGUUCGAGAGAACGUGGACCAAAGUCUGCCAAAUGGUUAUGACCACAGACUUACCCUGCACUGGAAACAUGGAUCAAAACCAAACGAAAACCGAUGCGCCCUUUGUGGGAAACAAAUUGGCGACGGGUUCUGCUAGCUCGCGAUCGGAACGGCAGGUUACCCGCGUUUUGCGAUCGAAAUCUUCGAUGGCUCUGAAAAAUGGCAGCAGUAGCAGUGAUACACAGAAAGAGCAACUACAACCCAGCACUGAUGUGCCGUUAGUUAAGCCGUCGGAGCCAGAAAUCGCUUGUGACGGUAGCAACCAUAAGAUGGACGUUGUCGGUGAAUUAACUCAGUUACGGCAACUUUUAUUACUGCAUUUGGAGCUCAUUCAACAACAACAGGAACAAUUGCAGAUGAAGGAUCGAGAGAUUAAUAAACUAAAAGAAGACAAGGAACAGCUGGAGUCUCGUAUGCAUCGGUUGGAGAGAAGAAUGGCAGUAAAGAAGAGAAGAGAUGUUAAUGAGGGUUAUGAAGAAAUACAGGAAGAAAAGGAUGCAAAGCCAGUGACACCUAAAUGCCGUCGUUUGUCAGUGGAACAAAUGAUGCGGGCCAAACGAGUCCCAGCAACUGCACCAGUUACCAUGACUUCGCAUAUGUGCGAAGAUGUAAGCUAUGAUACACACAUGAGAACUGAAAAACUUUACCUGCAUGGUAACUCACCGGAUCUUCCAUAUAAAGCUGUUGAGAGUUCAGCCUCUGAUAGAAUUCAAAGCCAUGUACAGGUUCCUACUUGGCAAGUAAAUGAAAUAGCAGCAGUCAGAACAGGGAAUUCAAAAUCAUUAAAAUUAGCAGGAUCAUCAUCAUCAUCAGAGAACAAUGAGAGUAUUGACGAUGAUGUAUUUGCAAAAAGGCAUAUGAAACAUGAAGUUGAGGAGAGGAGAAGAAAAAGAUGGGAUAUUCAACACAUGCGUGCAAUGCAAGCACAUCAAAAUCUUGAAAAGAAAAAUAGAGACAGAGAAGAAGCGCGACUGAAAGGGAAAAGAUCUGGAUGUAAAGAUGAGGACUGCAAAAAUAUUGAAUCAUUCCUUCCACCUCCCGAAGAUGUGAUGGCAGUUGAAGUUUCUGACACAGUUCCUGUAGUAGCCUUUGGGUUUCCUGUUCCCUUAUUUCAAGAAAGAGAAUUUGAGAUCCCAUGGUUUAGUCUUGAUAAGAGAGAACUCCUUGAAAGGAAAGGCAAAGUUAGACCAGGGAGAAGUCGAGGGAAACUUCGCGGUCGACGGAAGGGAUAUUGAAAGAGAUGUUGAAUUUGAUGGUGAAAUCUUGGUUGAACAACUCACGAAGAAAUGAUUUUACCUUUUUCUUUUCAGUUUUUCGCUAGAGAUAAUAUUACUAAUGAAUACUAAGCACAAAACGUUGUAGUAUUUUAAUUUUUAUAAACAGAAUUUAAGCCAACAAUCUCAAAGGAUCUAUGAAGUAUUGAAUCUAUACUUUGCUUUCAGCAAUUUUCCCAAGUGUUGUGUACUUUGGAAAUGUUCGGGUUAAAGUUGAAGUAUAUUAGUAGGUAGGAUAAUCUACCUACAAUGGUUAGAAAUCCCAAAAGGUUACAAGAUUCUUUUGCUAGUGGCCUUUUUAAUUGGACAUUUGAGUCUUACAGACAACUGUUUCUCUUUCCUUUUUUUGUUUUUACCCUUGUGGUUAAAAUGUAGUUUUUACAAUUUGUUUUUGCAUUCAUUUUUCCAAUGUCAGUUUCUGUAUAUUCCUGUAAAAAAAAGUUUGUUCACACAGCUUCUUCAUCUGACUUUAAUCCUUGUAAGUUGAGUUUGUUGUAUAAAAAAUUACUUUGGAUAGUCACUUGAAACCAGAAAAACUCCUGUCAUUUUAUAGAAAUCGACUUACUCCUAAAAAUAUUUUGUUUAGUUUAAGGUGGAUUGAAAUAAGCAGGUAUUAACACAGUUAAGAUAUUAUACAGGCUUAAAGAGAUUGAAGUCUAUUUUGUCCAAUUUUCGCAACUUUCAAACAGCAUAAAAGUAUAACAUGUAGAAACCUACUCAAUGUGAAACUGAAAUAUUUCAUUGUUAAAAACAUCUGAUUUGAUUAAAGAAAUAAAGCA